UUAAGGCGGUGGAGCGGGGGAAGCUCGGGGCGAGCUGGCUAGUUGGCGCCCUGAGGCAUGCAGGCGGGGGCUGUAGCUGCAGGCGGCGAGAGGGACCUGCUGGCUAACGCCGCGGCCCAGGGGGACGGGCAGAGGGUGCGGCUGCUGCUGGAAGCCGGGGUGAACCCCAAUACUGUUAAUGCCUUCGGCAGGACCCCGAUUCAGGUCAUGAUGAUGGGAAACACCCAGGUGGCGGAGCUGCUGCUGCAGAGAGGAGCGGAUCCCAACCGGCCGGACCCGCGCACCGGCUCCCUCCCAGUGCACGAUGCGGCGCGAGAAGGUUUCCUGGACACCCUUGUGGCGCUGCACCGAGGCGGGGCUCGCUUGGAUCUGCGGGACACAUGGGGCCGCCUCCCCAUUGACCUAGCUGUCGAGAGCGGGCAUCAGCAAGUGGUCAGCUACCUCCGCGCCCAGCCUGCAAGGGGUGCCGCUCCGCCCCAGGCAUAGGGCACGGGCGUGUGGCCAGCCGUCUGCGGGGCUCUGCCCUGCUCAGCCACAGGGGCCUCAUUAAAUGCUUGCCCCGCUGAAGUCAAUGGAAAUUUUCCUGUUAACUUCAGUGGAGCCAGGAUUUCACCCCAGGUUUUUCUACGGCAGCCGGUGACCCAUCCGCCAGGCAGCUGCAACCUUGUCGUUCUCUCGCGGGGACUGCCCUGGCUGGGAUGGACGGUUCACAGGCUGUGGUAGAAAACAGCUGCUCUCCUUGGUUCCAGUCAAACUGUAUAGCGUGUAGAGAAAGAGAACCCACUUCUGGAGGAACAGCUUGAUACUCAACUUGGAUACAAUCAGAUUCCUUUUAUAGCGAGCAGGCAAACAGAUUAUUCUUCCAGUUACAGUGAAGUUGCUCCAGGAGAAGAUUUCACGGUAAAAGGGUCGGUAAGGUUGCACUGUAUGGAGGAGGCAUCCUGCCUGCCUGCAGCCCCCAGCUGGUAGCACUCUUGGGGGCAUGCCUGCUUUUUCCUCCAGUGAGUGUGUUGUCUGGGAUUUAUCCACCUUAUAACCGAACGGAAUGGGGUACCUUUCCAGAAAGCAGGCAGGACCAUGAGCCUGAUCUAAUUCCCUGUUAACAUCAAUGGAAUGAUAGAAUCAUAGAAUCACAGAAUAUCAGGGUUGGAAAGGACCUCAGGAGGUCAUCUAGUCCAACCCCCUGCUCAAAGCAGGACCAAUCCCCAAUUAAAUCAUCCCAGCCAGGGCUUUGUCAAGCCUGACCUUAAAAACUUCUAAGGAAGGAGAUUCUACCACCUCCCUAGGUAACACAUUCCAGUGUUUCGCCACCCUCUUGGUGAAAAAGUUUUUCCUAAGAAUCCCAUAGUCGUGUAGGCAGCCUGAUUCCAUUCCUAUUAAACCCUUCACCAAGGCGGCAACAAUGCAAUAUAAUUUCCCAGCACAGCUAUAAUAUAUUCCUUAAAAUGUCACACAAGCAGCAUCAGUUGCAAGUGUUCCCAUUAGGGCGUGACUCAAAGUGUUUCCCCCGCCUCCCACCCCCUUCAAUGGGUUUUGAAUCAAGCCCUUCAUUUAAAGAUCUAAAUAACCUGCAUUACAGCUAGAAGCGCUUGACUUUAUAGAAUCUAGAGCCGGAUCUCUCUUUGAGCAACCAUCAGUAUUUUCCCUGCUAAAAUACAUUAUAUAAGCAAAAAUACAUGCAUAGUACAGUCAUAAAUAGCUUCCUCGGAAGUUUUUAUGUAGUACGUACUGUUUAAGGAGCCUAUCCUGCAAGCUGCUAAAUGCUUUCAAUUUUUACUUAAAAAAAGGAGUAUAUUUUACUCAUCAAGAUAAGAGGAUGUUGUUUAUUGGAUGGCAACCUUCCCUUAGCUGUACUCUGUUACAGUCAGAAAACCCUUGCUGUUCCAUUUGCUCAGCAUUGGUAACGGGAUUAUGGGCCCUUAAUCCCACACCUACUGACACUAAUAGGAAUCUUUCCCUGGAUACCAAUACACAUUGGAUCGAGCCCUCUAGGGCGAACCAAAUGAUUUGAAGAAUAUUAGCUUCUUAUGAAGCUAAUAGCUUACCUCUGGAGAGCUACUAUUUCCAAUUAGAUCGAAGGGAGAUAUAUGCACACGAACAUUAGAGAGGUGUUUGUGUACAGUUAUUUUAAAUAACUGGACUGGGAGGAUUCUGGUGUCUGGUUUUUAGAUUAAAACCCCCAAAUUAUAAAAACCUCACAAUAUGGCGUAAAGGACCUUUAUAUUCCUUAUUAUCCACCAAGAGAGUCUCCCUGGGCAGAUGAAGCAGCGGGAGAGUAUGUUGUAGAUCAUCACAGUGGGGGAAGGAGGGGGAAAUGUUGUAUUCAGCAUAUUAAAUUCUUAGAUAAACUAGUGUGGUUUCUGUGAUUGGUAUUAGACCCCUCUCAUAACAGGAUUCAAAAUAGGCAAGUUGCCUUAUUGGUUUCUGUAGUGAUCUAAGUGAUAGAUCAAUGCUAAAUCACAGAGUAAUGCUUUUAUUCAUAACAGUACUAGAACAGACAGCUCUGCAUUCCGAUAUUUUAAUUUAGAUUAUUUUAAAUUAGGUCCCUCAUAGUGUGAGGAACUUUUCCCGCCUAAUUUUACUUUUUAGGCAUACACCCACAUUAAUUAUCCCAUUCCAAUCCCUACCAGGAGGGAAACUCUGAAAAUACACUCAGAUUCAGAAACCUUUCCAAAUUAUGAAUUUUAUACUAGCAAUGUGAACGUGUAUCUCUAGAAAAUAUUCCUAUUAUGAAAUCAAUAGGCGCUUUGCCAUUAAUUUUAAUGGAACCAGGAUUGGGACCAUUAUUAUGGCGUUUUGUUUUUAAAAUCCGCAAAUAAGCAAUGGGUACAAGCAACAGGGACAUCCAAUACAACAGCUGAAGAGCGUGUGAAUGUUCGUUAUUAUUGCUAUCUGCACACCAGCUUCCCCCCCAAAGGACAUCAAUGAAAGAACAGUUUAUAAAUAUGUUUGUGUAUCGCUUCUGCUUCCCAUUCAGUACUGCUUAAGCUGAUUAAGUAGCGGUUAUUAUUCACGUGCAAAAUAUUAAAGUGGGUUAAUCAGAUAAUCUAAAGUGAUGGUUAUUUUAUGUUUGCACUAGUGUCCUAGGUUGGUCGCAGGAUGUUAGAGAGAUGAGGGAAU
Chelonia mydas (Green sea turtle) is the source of this 3120-nucleotide messenger RNA. RefSeq names its product cyclin-dependent kinase 4 inhibitor B. The record is from RefSeq and is a predicted model, not a curated record. NCBI's taxonomy places the organism in Eukaryota, Metazoa, Chordata, Testudines, Cheloniidae. Gene Ontology annotation, biological process: negative regulation of cell population proliferation; regulation of cyclin-dependent protein serine/threonine kinase activity. The coding region runs from base 58 to 486 and encodes 142 amino acids. The transcript is spliced from 2 exons. Gene Ontology annotation, molecular function: cyclin-dependent protein serine/threonine kinase inhibitor activity; protein kinase binding. Gene Ontology annotation, cellular component: nucleus.